Paramecium tetraurelia is the source of this 2103-nucleotide messenger RNA. RefSeq lists its product as uncharacterized. NCBI's taxonomy places the organism in Eukaryota, Ciliophora, Oligohymenophorea, Peniculida, Parameciidae. Gene Ontology annotation, molecular function: ATP binding; protein kinase activity. The transcript is spliced from 7 exons. The record is from RefSeq and is a predicted model, not a curated record. Gene Ontology annotation, biological process: protein phosphorylation.
AUGAACGUUUAAUAAACUAAAACAUCCUCACUUAAGGACUUUUAAGUAAUUUAAGAGUUGGGGAAGGGAUCAUUUAGCACAGUAUAUAAGGUUAAAAGAAUAGCAGAUGGUUAGGAAUAUGCAUUAAAGAAAGUGAAAUUAGGAUCCUUAAAAUACAAAGAAAAAGAGAAUGCGCUAAAUGAAGUCAGACUGUUGGCUUCGAUUAAUAGCAAGUACAUCGUAGCCUAUAAAGAAGCCUUUUUCGAUGAUGAAUGUAAAUGCUUAUGUACUGUAAUGGAACUUUUAUCUGGAGGUGAUGUCUAUCGCAGAAUCACUUAAGCUCAAAAGGGAGGACCACAAUUUUCAGAAUAGGAUAUAUGGAUAGCCUUGAUUCAUAUGAUCUUGGGAUUGAAAACUCUUCAUGAUUAGAAGAUAGUGCAUAGAGAUUUAAAAUCAGCAAAUGUUUUCCUUUCUAGUGAUGGAACUUUCAAAUUGGGAGAUCUAAAUGUGUCAAAAGUAGCUAAAUAGGGAUUUGUUUAUACUUAAACUGGAACACCAUAUUAUGCUAGUCCAGAGGUGUGGAGAGAUGAACCUUACGAUUUGAAAAGUGAUAUAUGGUCAUUAGGCUGUGUUCUUUAUGAAAUGUGUUGUUUGCAAACUCCAUUCAGAGCGAAAGAAAUGGAUGUUCUUUUUUAAAAGGUUUAAAAAGGGCUAUAUGAUUAAAUACCAGCCAAAUAUUCUAAAGAUCUUGCUUAAAUUAUCUCUUUACUAUUGAAAACGUAAUCUUCAUAAAGACCUAAUUGUGAAGAAUUAUUAAAAAAUCCCAUCAUUCAAAAUAGAAUGAGGGAUAUUGAAACUCAUAUCAAUCCUUAGCCAUAAAAUUAGGAACUGUUAAAAACUAUAUAAAUCCCAAGGACUACUGAUUAAUUAAAUUCUCAAUUUCCUAAAUCGAAAUAUGAAAACGAGAUUAUGAGCAUUGAAAGAAACAUAGAGAAUAAAUCUACAGAAAACUCAUCUAGUCCUUUCAGAUCUCCAUAAUAAAUCAUUAAAACAUAAUAAGAUUCGAGAUUAAGUUAAGUUAAAGAUAGAUAAAUCACUGAUAUAACCAAGAGCAUAGCUUAUUUGGAGAGAAAAAACAAGCAUCCUUUGUUAAUUGAAGGACCUAGGCCAUCUGCAUCGAGAAAAUUGGAAAAACCGAAAUCUGCCUAACCUCAAUAGCGUUACAACAAUUAUGAUAAAGAAUCUUAAUUAGGAGAUUCGUAUGUUAGGAAUUCAUAAAUUAAUAAAAUCAAAGAAUUUGAAAAUCUAAGAAUCAAAAGGGAAAAUGAACUGAAGGCUAUUUAAGAAUUAAGAAAAUAAGAAAUCCAAGAUUCUAAAAUUAGAGAACUAAGAAACUUAAAAUAAAUUAGAGAUGCCUCCAAAGAAUUAAUUGCUGAAAAUAGAAGAAUAUCUCCAAUUUCCUAAGCAAAAUAAAAUGGAUAAUAUGGAGAGUAUUAACACUAAUAUGGAAUUUAAAAGCACUCCUACUCUCCCAUAACUAGAAAAGUCGAACUACCUUAAUAUAAUAACAAAGUAGUAUAAAGUCAAAUAUAAUGUAGACCUUAAAUAAGUUAAUCAAUUAAUAUCAGCAAUCCAAGUCAAUAGAUUCGACAACCAAUACUUUAUCAAGAAGCUAUUACAAGCAAGAGAUAAUAAGUUCCAUAAUCUGCAGCGCCCGUCUCUUAAAUUUAUUCAUCAAACUAAUAAUAACUACCAAAAUCCGAUAGAUAUCAACACCCCUAAUCGGCAUUGCCAGCAAGGGUAUAGUCACAGAAGCUAGAAAGAUCAUAAGUAUUUCCAGUUUAAGCAAGAGUUGUCAAAACAAAACCGAAUGAUUCUAAUGCAAUUAAUAAAAAUUAAUCAACAACGAAAUAGACAAGGCCUUUAUCUUCAAAUUUAAUUUCUAAUGAAAGACUUUCAAAAUAGGAAUACUAGCCUUAAAGUAAUUAAAUUCAUGUAAACUACAACCAUUAUUACCCAAUCGAAACCUAUUAGAGGCAUGCAUCAGAUUAAAAUUUAAUUAAAUAUUAGUAAAGAUAAUAAAACAGAUAACUAAAAUAAAAUUUAGAGAGCAGAAAAAUAUGA